AUGAGUGCCCAAUCACACCUCGUGACUGUCGCCCCACCUGCACCUGCUCCCGACUUGAUCCAGUCGGCGCUGUUGCUCCCCCUCUCGCUCAUCUCACUGGACGAGCAUCGAGGCAAAAAGAUCCGAACUAUCGGGCAGAUUUUGUCUUACAACCCCUCUACCUCCUUGCUCCUCCUCAGCGCCCCCCAUGCCUACCCCACCGACUCCGUCGCUACGCUCUACGCGAACGUCUCGGUGCCCUUGAUGGGCGCCUCGCCGGCCCUGAAGGACAUGUACGAGACCCACAGAGAAGGAGACCUGGGGAGACCAAGGCUGAAGUUCGAGAGGGGAGAAUGGAUGUGUGUAGUGGGAUGGCUAGAAAUGACCCCAUCGGGGGGAUUGCCCGAGGCUGUACGAGCUGGAUACGAACCCCCUCUACCGGGCGUCGUACUGGAUCUCAUUCACGUUUCGCCUGCCAAAGAACCACCACAGGGCGCUUACUAUCGCGGCAGCGUAGGAUGA
Dioszegia hungarica is the source of this 501-nucleotide messenger RNA. RefSeq lists its product as uncharacterized. The transcript has 3 exons. The record is from RefSeq and is a predicted model, not a curated record. Bases 1 to 501 code for a protein of 166 amino acids. NCBI's taxonomy places the organism in Eukaryota, Fungi, Basidiomycota, Tremellomycetes, Tremellales, Bulleribasidiaceae.